Messenger RNA from Emericellopsis cladophorae, 1074 nucleotides. RefSeq names its product Protein of unknown functionlike protein. The transcript has a single exon. Gene Ontology annotation, biological process: sulfate assimilation. The coding region runs from base 1 to 1074 and encodes 357 amino acids. The record is from RefSeq and is a predicted model, not a curated record. Gene Ontology annotation, molecular function: 3'(2'),5'-bisphosphate nucleotidase activity. NCBI's taxonomy places the organism in Eukaryota, Fungi, Ascomycota, Sordariomycetes, Hypocreales, Bionectriaceae.
AUGACAACAGUGCCCUACGCAGAGGAACGGGCCUUUGCAGAGGCCACGGCCCUCCGCGCCGCCAUCCUCACCAAAAGGGUCCAGGCCAAGGUGCAGUCCAUGACAAAGGACGACUUCUCCCCCGUCACGACCGCCGACUUUGCCGCGCAGGCCCUCCUCAUCGCCAGUCUGCAGCAACGGUUCCCCGGCGACGGCUUCGUCGGCGAGGAGGACGCGGCGGAUCUGCGGUCCCACGACGCGCUGCGGCGGACCGUCUUUGAGCACGUCCGGAGCAUGGCCGACGACGGGACGGCGACGACGAAGCUGGCGACGCCCCAGACGGAAGAGGAGAUGCUCGCCCUCAUCGACCUGGGCGGACGGGGCCAGGGCGGCCAGCACGGCCGGUUCUGGGUCAUGGACCCCGUCGACGGCACGAGGACGUUCCUCGAGCAACAUCAGUACGCCGUCUCGCUCAGCCUAAUCGAGGACGGGCGCGAGGUGGUGGGCGUGCUGUGCUGCCCCAACCUGCGGCUGCAGGACGGCCGCGUCGUCGAGAGGAGCGUCGACAGGGACGGCCUCGGCGUCAUGCUCACGGCCGUCCGGGGCCAGGGCGCCACGGUGCGCUAUCUCUCUGCGUCGCCCGCGUGCACGCCCUACCCGCUGCCCGAGGCGCAGCCGCUCCCGAGGCUCACCACGCCCGCGAGCAUGGCCGACCUCCACAUUGUCGAUGCACGCGCCAGCACCGCCGUGCGGCACGAUAUUGUCGAGCAGCUGGCGCAGCAGUUGGGGACGCGGUACCCGGGGACAGAGGUCUGGUCGUCACACAUGCGGUACGCCAGCCUGAUCCUCGGCGGCGCCGACUGCCAGAUCCGCGUGCCUCGGGCGGACAAGGUCAGCAACGUGUGCAUAUGGGACCAUGCCGGGGCCCAGCUCAUCUUCACCGAGAUGGGCGGUCGUAUCACGGACCUAGACGGGCGGGAUAUGGACUUUGGCGCUGGUCGCAAGAUGGACGCGAACCGAGGUAUGAUUGUCGCCAGGGAGGGCGUCCACGCGCAGCUCCUGCGAGAUGUCAAGGCGAUCAUAGGCGAGGCGUAA